Molecule: messenger RNA, 5282 nt
Organism: Grus americana (Whooping crane)
Lineage: Eukaryota; Metazoa; Chordata; Aves; Gruiformes; Gruidae
Product: alpha-2-macroglobulin-like protein 1
Exons: 36
Coding region: 144-4619 (1491 amino acids)
Cellular component (GO): extracellular region
Molecular function (GO): endopeptidase inhibitor activity
Source: RefSeq, a predicted model, not a curated record
UCUGCUAACGCUUGUUUGCUCACUGGGUGGAAAGCAAAGAUCUCAUUCCAGCGCCUGCAGCAGAGCAGACGCAGGUCUACAGCAAUCCAACACCUGGAGAAGGAGGCUGUGGCCGUCCCUGACGUCCACUUGCAGCUGGAGACAUGAGGUCCCCAACUGUCCUGCCCAUCCUCCUGCUCCUCAUCCUGCACCUCACAGAUGGGGCAUCUGCAGCACUGAGUUACGUGGUCAUAUCCCCAGCUGUGUUCUACCACCCCCACACAGCAGUGCUGUGGGUCCAUCUCAGUGGCCUCCAGGAGCCCGUCCAGGUGACCAUUGAGCUGCAGAGAGCAGAUGGGACCCAUAACAUCACCCUGCUGGAGAGGAAGGUCCAGGAGCCUCAUCUGUACCUGAACAUCACCUUCCCCGCUCCAGCCCCCUCCAAAGGGAAGGAAGAAAUCGUAGACCUGCACUUCACAAUCCAGGGAAAUUCCCUGGAUAUCUUCAAGAAGAAGGUGAUGCUGAGAGCCCUGGAGCCUGGGAUCUUCAUACAGACAGACAAAGCUGUUUACAAGCCUGGACAGCAAGUGAAGUUUCAAAUUGUCUCUUUGGAUAAAGAUUUCACUCCCAGCAAUAAGAAGCUGCCCAUUGUGUUCCUGAAGGAUCCCAGCGGGAACCGCAUUGCGCAGUGGCAGGAGGUGAGCCCACAGCAGGGCAUAGUGGACCUGUCCCUCCCGCUGGCUGCAGAGCCAGCUCUGGGCACAUACACCAUCGAGGUGGAGGGGAAGAGACACUCCUUCAGUGUGGAGGAAUAUGUGCUGCCCAAGUUUGAGAUGACCAUUGAUCUCCCUGCUGUGGUGCUGGAGAAUGACAAGAAGUUCCAGAUGAAGAUUUGUGGACGGUACACCUACGGGAAGCCCGUCCAGGGGAAGGUCCAGGCCAGCUUGUGCCAGCCCUUCAGGUACAUCAGGAUGCUGUACAGACUUCACGGUGCCCCUGAGAAAGAGAUGAACUGCAUCGAGGUUGGCGGGCAGACUGAGAAGAACGGCUGCUUUUCAACAGAGGUUUUGUUGUCUGCCUUCAACCUGACCAGCUCCACGUAUCAGAAGCAAUUCCAAGUCCAGGCAUCGCUGGUGGAGGAUGGGACAGGGCUGGAGCUGAAAAACACCAAAAGCUGCCAAAUUUUACCUGAAAUCCUCACUGUCACCUUUGAAAACACCAAUGAUUUCUACAAGCCCGGCAUCCCCUACACUGGGACGAUGCUGCUGAAGAGAGCCAAUGGUGCCGUGGUGCCGCAGAAGCAGCUCGUGCUCAUCAUUAGCCAGCAAGGAAAAGCUACGAGACAGACCUUCCUGACGGACGGAUCAGGGAGAGCCUCCUUUGAGCUGGAGACCUCUGGUUGGAGUGACAUGGUCUCCCUGCAGGCUCAAGUCAACAAGACAGCUCACACCCAGAACAAUGACUCGACAUUCAUCUACAAAAAUGCCUACAUAUACCUCAGCCCCUUCUUUUCGGCGAGCAGGAGCUUCCUGCGGAUCCACCGGCUGGAGAGCGAGCUGCCCUGCGGCCAGCCCCAGCAGCUCUGGGUGGACUACAUCUUCAGCAAGGAGGCCUUAGGGACUGAGCCGGAGAGCCUGGAUGUGGUCUUCCUGGUCCUGGCCAAGGGGACCAUUGCCAACAUCCUCAGGAAAGAGCUGCCUGCAGCAGCUGGGCUGAGAGGCUCCUUCUCCCUGGAGCUGCCCAUCGGCCCCGAGCUGGCGCCCACGGCCAAGGUGCUGGGCUACGUGGUGCUGCCUGACAGCGAGAUGGUGGCUGACAGCACCGAGCUCCAGGUGGCCAAGUGCUUCCCCAACAAGGUGAAGAUGGCUUUUUCGGAGGACAGAGCUCUGCCUGGCUCAGCGCUGCGGCUGGAGCUGGAGGCUGCCCCGGGGUCCCUGUGUGCUGUCCGUGCUGUGGACCGCAGUGUGCUGCUCUUGAAGCCCAAGGCUGAGCUCAACACGGAGGCGGUCUACAAAGUACUCCCUGAAUUUGACUACCCUGGAAGCAUUCGAGACCCACCACGCUGUUCAACAUUUUCCUGGGACUAUCCCCCCAACGUUGGUAUCCCCGUUGUCCCAUUUGUGUCGAGACGACGAGAGUUCUUUCGCCCUCGAAGGAGGUAUCACUUACCUUCCCCUUUUUGGAUGAAUCCCCAGAUGGACACCUACAAGUUAUUUCAGAAUGCAGCACUGAAACUUUUCACCAACACCAAGACCAGCGAUGUUUGCAAAGAGAGGUUCAGCUUCCGUGGGAUGGCAGGUCCCCAAGGUCCCAGAGGUGGCUUUGAUUCCUAUGGUGUCACCUAUUUGAUGAAAGAAAUCGAUAUCCCAGCAGUAAACCAUGCUGUCACAGAAGUAACGGGGCGUAGUAUCCCACUUGUCACUGCCCAGGAAGAGCCACCGGCACCCCGGACGUAUUUCCCAGAGACGUGGCUGUGGGACCUGGUCCCCAUGGGGGACGGGGGCUCUGCGGAGGUGACAGUGACGGUGCCCGAUGCCAUCACCGAGUGGGAAGCCGGGAUGUUCUGCACAUCCCCGUUGGGUUUGGGGCUGGCCCCUGCCACCACCCUCACGGCCUUCAAGCCCUUCUUCGUGGAGCUGGCGCUGCCCUACGCCGUGGUCCGGCACGAAGCCUUCACCCUCGUGGCCACCGUGUUCAACUACCUGCGGCAGUGCCUGCGGGUUCAGGUGACUCUGGCGGAGUCGGCGGAGCUGGAGGUGUCAGCAGGCAUGGAGGGGGAGUACAGAGGCUGCGUCUGUGCAGACGAAGCAAGGACCUUCCGAUGGGGCAUGCGAGCCACCAGCCUGGGGGAGGUGAACAUCACUGUCAGCACCGAGGCCCUCAGCUCCAAGGAGCUCUGUGGCAAUGAGAUGCCCGUGGUGCCAGCCCAGGGGCGUGUGGACACCGUGAUAAAGCCCUUGCUGGUGCAGCCUGGUGGGAUCCUGGUGGAGAAGGCGCACAACUCCCUGCUCUGCCAGGAAGUCACUGAAGAAAUCUCCCUGGAGGUUCCUGCAAACAUCUUGGAGGGCUCCCAGCGAGCCCACGUCACUGUGAUAGGUGACAUCAUGGGCAACGCUCUGCAGAACCUGGACCGCCUCCUGGCCAUGCCCUAUGGCUGUGGGGAGCAGAACAUGGUCCGCUUCGCCCCUAACAUCUACAUCCAGCAGUACCUGGAGAAGAGUGGGCAGCUGCACCCCGACAUCCGUGCCAAGGCGCAGGGCUUCCUGCAGAGCGGGUACCAGCGAGAGCUGCUCUACAAACACAACGACGGCUCCUACAGUGCCUUUGGGAAGAGCGAUCCCGGGGGCAACACCUGGCUGACAGCAUUUGUCCUCAAGUCCUUCGGGCAAGCCAGAGCCUAUGUGGCCAUCGAGGAGCGACACAUCACGGACGCGCUGCACUGGCUGCAGAAGCAGCAGCAGAAGACGGGCUGCUUCCGCAGUGUGGGGAAGCUCUUCAACAAUGCCCUGCAGGGUGGUGUCUCAGACGAGCUCUCCCUGUCAGCUUAUGUCACAGCUGCGAUGCUGGAGCUGGGGCUGUCCCCAACGGACCCGAAGGUGAGCUCAGCCCUGCAGUGCCUGGAGGCUUCGAACACGGACGACCCCUACACGCAGGCGUUGCUCGCCUACGUCUUCGGGCUGGCGGGGCGCAGGGAGCAGCAGCAAACCCAGCUGCAGAGCCUGGCCCAGCACAGCGUCAGCCCAGAGGGGCAGCUCUACUGGCAGAGGAAGGGGAAGGCUCUGCCCCCCUCGCAGCCGUCCUGGGCUGCAGCCGCGCCGGCGGAGGUGGAGAUGACCGCCUACGUCCUCCUGGCCUACCUCUCCCAGCCCCAAGUGCCCUCUGCUGACAUGGGGACCGCUUCCCGAAUCGUCCGCUGGCUCAGCAAGCAGCAAAACCCCUACGGGGGGUUCGCCUCCACACAGGACACCGUGGUGGCCCUGCAAGCCCUGGCCAAGUAUGCUGCCCUGACAUACAGCAGCAACGGGGACUUCACGGUGACGGUGACGUCCCCAACAGGCACCAUGCAGGACUUUGUGCUGCACAACAGCAACCGGCUGGUGCUACAGCGGGCGGCUCUGCACGAGCUGCCAGGGACGUACAGGGUGCAAGCCCGCAGGCAGGGCUGUGCCCUGGUGCAGGUGACCCUGCGCUAUAACGUGCCCCCCCCUCCGAGCACGGGGAUGUUCGACCUUCACGUGGAGACGGAGCCCGGGAAGUGCACGGGGGAUGCCAGCGCCCGCUUCCGCCUCCUGCUCCGAGCACGGUACACCGGGGAGCGUGCUGCCACCAACAUGGUUGUCAUCGAGGCCAAGCUGCCAUCUGGCUACAUCCCGGACAAGAGCUCCAUGGUGGAGCUGAAGAAGCAGAAGCUGGUGAAGAAGGUGGAGGUGCAGCCUGACCAGGUGACAAUUUACCUGGACCAGCUGACGAAGGAGGAGGCGGCUUUUGCCUUCACUGCCAUGCAGGACUUCCCGGUGAGGAACCUCCAGCCGGCCACCGUGACACUGUACGACUACUAUGAGACAGGUGACCGCACGGAUGCUGCCUACAGCGCACCUUGCAGCUCAGAGGCUGACACUCAGGAGCAGGAAAACUUCUAGCACAGCCUGAAGCCUGGCAGCUGGUCCCCUCAGCUUGCCCCGACUCCCUCAGCCACUGAGGACUGGGACAGCCCACAGUCUCCGCUCCCACCUUGGCCACAGCCCCGACCCUCCAUGGGGGCAGAACACGGCCCCGAGAUGCUCAGAGCACCCUCACGAUAUGGCUCGCUCGGGACUCAGCCGCUUCUCCCCGAGCGCAGCUCCCACCCCACCAGGCCCCGAGAGAGCCACGGCCAAGGGGCUGCUGCAGACCCGGGGGGCAGAGACAUCUUGCUGCUCUGCAAGCCCCCACCACAGAGGUCUGACUCGAGCUGGGCAGCCAAGCGGUGGCUUUACAGGGACAGCCCUGCGCAUCUCCCCCGUACCCCCCAAGGCAGCUCUGGGGCACCCGUCUGGCCUCUCUGCUCCCCCUGGCACCUGAGCAGGACCAAGACCUCCUCCCUCCCAUCACACCAACCAUCCCCUCCCCAGCAGGUCCCCAGCCCCAUUCACCCCAUCGUGGGAGCCACGGUGCUACUGGGCCCCUCCCGGGCACUAACACGCCACUGUCACCAAGAGGGACCUGCGGACACCUCCCCCAUCCCAUCCAGAUUCAGGCACUUGGUGACGGAGAGAGGCUGCAGGUUCCCCCCCCAGAUCCAAAUAAAUAUUUACUCAAGGGUG